AUGGUGGAGAUUAGAGCAUGGAACUAUUGUGGGUUUGGGAACCCGCAGGCAGUUCGAGAUCUUCGAGACAUGUUACGGAGAGAAGAUCCCCAUGCAGUUUUUAUAAGUGAAACAAAAUUGCAUGAAAAUAAACUAGAUAGAAUCAAAAGGAAAUGUGGGAUGAGAUCAUGCUUUGGAGUGAGUGCAGAAGGUAGAAGUGGAGGUUUAAUGAUGAUGUGGAGAGAAGAUAUCCCUCCAAAACUGAUGAGCUUUUCGAAAAACCAAUUUGAUAAGGAGAUCGAAUGGGAAGCAGAAGGAGCACAGGGCCGUAUCACAGGAUUCUAUGGUGAGUCAAAUGCAAAUAACAGGCAUGUGUCAUGGGAGUUGCUUAGGACAUUAUCACUCCAAUCAAACAAAGCAUGGAUGCGCUUUGGAAACUUCAAUGAAUUGACGUGGGAUAACAAGAAGAGUGAAAAGAGACUUAGGCCUAAACACCAAAUGAAAGCGUUCAAAGAAUCUGUGGAGGAUAGUGGUUUAACUGAUAUGGGUUUUAUUGGUAGGUGGUACUCAUUGAAAAGAGGAAGAAUAACUGCAACACUCAUUCGAGAGAGGCUAGACCGAGCCUUAGCAACUGAAAAGUGGUACACGUGUUUUCCCAUGGGAAUGGUAAAACACCUAACGGCAGUAGUAUACUAUCAUUGCCCACUGUUGAUAGAUACCGAGGGGUACAAAGGGAAAAGACGGAUAAGGAGACAAAGGAGACGACUCUUUUUUGAAGCUAUGUGGACAAAGGAUAACGAAAGUGAUGAUGUAGUCUAA
Molecule: messenger RNA, 798 nt
Organism: Durio zibethinus
Lineage: Eukaryota; Viridiplantae; Streptophyta; Magnoliopsida; Malvales; Malvaceae
Molecular function (GO): catalytic activity
Source: RefSeq, a predicted model, not a curated record